This is a messenger RNA of Branchiostoma belcheri (Belcher's lancelet), 1384 nucleotides long. Its product is annotated as serine/arginine-rich splicing factor RS2Z33-like. Gene Ontology annotation, molecular function: mRNA binding; zinc ion binding. Gene Ontology annotation, biological process: mRNA splicing, via spliceosome. The transcript has 9 exons. Gene Ontology annotation, cellular component: ASAP complex; cytoplasm; nucleoplasm. The record is from RefSeq and is a predicted model, not a curated record. NCBI's taxonomy places the organism in Eukaryota, Metazoa, Chordata, Leptocardii, Amphioxiformes, Branchiostomatidae. The coding region runs from base 25 to 738 and encodes 237 amino acids.
UACGACAGUGUAUUGAAGGGGCAAAUGCUAACCAGCGCCACAGCGUACAGCGCUUCGGAAAGAACACACUCGCACAGUGCCAACAUGUCGUCCGGGCCAGCACAGCUUUUCGUGGGUCGUCUGUCCAAGGACUGCCGAGUCAGGGACCUGGAAGACAUCUUUGAGGCGUACGGGCGUCUUCUGAGAUGCGAUAUCAAGUAUGGCAUAUCAAUGGCUUAUGCCUUUAUUGACUAUGAAGAUAGGAGGGAUGCAGAGGACGCCAUAAAGUACGAGAAUGGCAGGGAAAUCCGUGGUUCCAGUAUCGUGGUGGAGUGGGCACGUGGACCCAGCAGGCGAUACGGGGGGGCAGGAGGAAGGUUUGAGGAAGAGUGUUUCCGAUGUCACAGGCCAGGACACUGGGCACGCGACUGUCCUGACUCACGGGACUUUCGCUACGGUGGUGGCAAUCGCAGAAGGUCACGCCGGUCAAGAUCCAGAUCACCAUCCAGGAGGUCAAAGUCACCUUCACGUAGGAGAUCGUGGACACACUCCCGCUCAAGGUCCCGGUCCCGCUCUUAUUCUCCGUAUUACCGUAGGCGGCGCUCAGACUCCUACAUGCGAUCCCGGAGCAGGUCAAGAUCACGGUCAUAUUCUCGUAGCAGGAGAGAGUACCGCUCCAAGUCUGCUGACAGGAGUCGUAGUCGCAGCAGAAGUAGAUCAGCCAGCCGGAGUGUCAGCAGAAGUCGGAGCAGGUCAUGAGGGUCACUGUAAGGUGAAGCUCAGGUCGACACAGGUUAAAGCUGCCAUGACAUUCAACACAGAUGAGUGCCCUUCAACUGUUCUGUUUCCUCCCAGUACCUUCACGCCAGCUUCACAUUCGUCUGUGUCCCCACUGGGCUCGUUCAUUUUGUGCCAUGUAGUAAUGGUCUGGUGCACCAUUAGACUAAAAGACACCUGCUUCUACAUGUGAAUAGCAACAUAACAAUGUCACAUUACAAAACUAGCCUUACUGCACAAAAUGUUUGUGUUUGACAUGUAUCGAACAGUGAAAAAUAGGCAGCUACAGAUUCAUGUGAAAUCAAAGUCAGUGUCUGUAUUUCCCAAUCUUUUUACAUUUAUUUUGUGGUCUGUGUUAGCAAUGUAUUAUAUAAUUUUAGAAUCAAGUAUUAUGGAAGGAUUUUACUCGUCUAUAUUAUUAUACAGUAAUGGUUACCUACACGUAGUAGUUGUCUAUCACAAGUUUGAUAUACAUGACUUUAUAUAUAAUGAAAAUAAAAGGGCUGUACUCAUUCAUUAACAUUGAUCUUUUGUUUUUCACCCUAUUUUGUGCAAUUGACAAGGGAAUCUGUGUUAUUGUCUGUUUCAAUUUAUCAAAAUAAGUAGGAAGAUAUUAUCUGUUAUAACC